AUGAGUACGGACGCGGAGAUGGCCAUUUAUGGCAAGGCUGCCAUUUACCUUCGCAAGCCUGAGAAGGAGAGAAUUGAGGCUCAAAACAAGCCAUUUGAUGCCAAAAGCGCUUGCUAUGUGGCUGAUGCAAAAGAGCUGUACCUGAAGGCUACCAUCCUUAAGAAAGAUGCGGGCAAAGUCACUGUCAAAGUCGUGGGCACAGAGGAGGAGAGGGUCGUUAAAGAGGAUGAUGUCUGUCCAAUGAACCCUCCCAAUACGGACGCGGAGAUGGCCAUUUAUGGAGAGGCUGCCAUUUACCUUCGCAAGCCUGAGAGGGAGAGAAUCGAGGCUCAAAGCAAACCCUUUGAUGCCAAAAGCGCUUGCUAUGUGACUGAUGUCAAAGAGCUGUACCUGAAGGCUACCAUCAUUAAGAAAGAUGGGGGCAAAGUCACAGUCAAAGUCUUGGACACAGAGGAGGAGAAGACUGUUAAAGAGGAUGAUGUCUGUCCAAUGAACCCUCCCAAGUAUGACAAAAUUGAGGACAUGGCCAUGAUGACCCAUCUCAAUGAAGCCUCUGUGCUGUACAAUCUCAAAGAGCGUUAUGCAGCAUGGAUGAUCUACACCUACUCUGGGUUGUUCUGUGCAACUGUGAACCCCUACAAGUGGCUUCCAGUGUACGACCAAUCUUGUGUCAAUGCCUACAGAGGCAAGAAGCGCAUGGAGGCUCCACCCCACAUCUUCUCUGUCUCUGACAACGCUUUUCAGUUCAUGCUGACUGAUAGGGAGAACCAGUCUGUUCUGAUCACUGGAGAAUCUGGUGCUGGAAAGACUGUGAACACAAAGCGUGUGAUCCAGUACUUUGCAACUAUCUCUGUUGGUGGAGGAGACAAGAAGAAGGAACCUAGCAAAUUUCAGGGAAAGGAUGUGGCUGAGUAA
Messenger RNA from Menidia menidia (Atlantic silverside), 915 nucleotides. NCBI's taxonomy places the organism in Eukaryota, Metazoa, Chordata, Actinopteri, Atheriniformes, Atherinopsidae. The record is from the annotation of a GenBank genome assembly.